Molecule: messenger RNA, 1307 nt
Organism: Aspergillus ibericus CBS 121593
Lineage: Eukaryota; Fungi; Ascomycota; Eurotiomycetes; Eurotiales; Aspergillaceae
Product: DNA-directed RNA polymerase core subunit RPB5
Exons: 3
Coding region: 153-860 (235 amino acids)
Biological process (GO): DNA-templated transcription
Cellular component (GO): RNA polymerase III complex; RNA polymerase II, core complex; RNA polymerase I complex
Molecular function (GO): DNA binding; DNA-directed RNA polymerase activity
Source: RefSeq, a predicted model, not a curated record
AUCGACUCUCCCCCUCCAGCCUUGACAGCUUCCUGCUCCGCGUUCCCCGGGCGAAUUCGCUUCCUCUGCCGGAUCGUCGCUCUUCUGUCUGUGUCAGACCUCAUUCUUCCUUUUUUUGUGACCCGCGCCGCCGUGUGCCCCCCUCUACAACCAUGGACGAAGACUACUCUGCAGGCUCCGUCGACGCCGACCGCGAGAUGACCAGACUCUGGCGCACAUGGAGGACAGUGUUUGAGAUGCUGUUGGACCGUGGAUACGAGGUCACGGAAGAGGAAGUCCAAAUGCCUCUGGCCGUGUUCAAGAGAAAUUAUUCCGACCCUCUUGGAUACCCUGACCGCAACAAGAUGAAAGUCAGCGCCCGCCCCACGGAAGCCAUGCAGGCGAAAUACACUCCAUUGCCCAGCAAAUCCAACCCGGACCCCCAGCCGGACUGCGGCACCAUCUACGUUGAAUUCUGCCCGGACGCGACCGGCGUCGGUACCAAGCAAGUGCGUACCUUCAACCACUUCGUCGACGAGAACAACUUCCACACCGGCAUCUUCAUCACCCAGACUCCCAUCUCCCCCUCCGCUGUGCGCCUGCUGAGCAGCAUGCCCGGCCGCAUCUGCGAGCACUUCCAGGAGCAGGAUCUGCUGGUCAACAUCACUCGUCACGAACUGGUCCCGAAACACGUCCUGCUGAGCCCGGAUGAGAAGGCUCGUCUGUUGGAGCGCUACCGUCUCAAGGAGUCGCAAUUGCCCCGUAUACAGGUCUCCGAUCCUGUCGCUAGAUACUUGGGUCUGCGCAGAGGUCAGGUCGUCAAGAUUAUUCGGAAGAGUGAGACCGCUGGUCGCUAUGCCAGUUAUCGCUGGGUUAUAUAAUCGAACCGAUUUCGGUGGCCAGUGCGGGUGGUUUUGGUUACAAUCGAAGAGUACGCGUUAUGUCCUGACCUGGCCUGGCCUCUGGCUCAGCCCAACGACCAGCGCAUUCGCAGAGUAUUCACCAAAGAAUCGGAGGGGACGAGUUCGCAGAAGCAGUGACGCGGAAAAAAACAAGGGGAUGGAUGGAAGGAUGGAAUUAAAACGGAAAAAGAAAAACUUGUCUAAUUACAGGCAUCGGGCAGCAUGGCGUAAGGGCGAAAAAUCUCGAUGUUGUUUCUUCACGGCUGGUGUAUGAAUGUCUUUUGUCUUCCGGUUGGCUAAGGUGCUUUCACCUCCAAUUAUCUAUCUACUAACUCAAACAAUGGCUGUAUAAGAGUGAAUGAAACCAGUUUUUGUAUCGCUGGAGUUCUUGUUCUUGAGCUAUACAAUUAGACGGUGACACGCGUU